This is a messenger RNA of Drosophila erecta, 2648 nucleotides long. Its product is annotated as maltase A1. The record is from RefSeq and is a predicted model, not a curated record. The coding region runs from base 9 to 1808 and encodes 599 amino acids. Lineage: Eukaryota; Metazoa; Arthropoda; Insecta; Diptera; Drosophilidae. Gene Ontology annotation, biological process: carbohydrate metabolic process. The transcript is spliced from 3 exons.
UAAUAAACAUGCACAGAACGCGGUUAGAUCUUUUAGGUUUGCUGGUCUGUGGGCUGGUUAUACUGGCACAUCCAAGCGGGUCAUGCGAAACCACGACGUCGACGACAGCCACAAAGGACUGGUGGGAAAAUGCGCAGUUUUAUCAGAUAUACCCGCGAUCCUUCAUGGACUCCGACGGCGAUGGGAUCGGAGACUUAAAUGGCAUCACCAGUAAGCUGGAGUACCUGAAGGAUCUGGGCGUUACGGCAGCUUGGCUGUCGCCCAUUUUCACCUCGCCCAUGGUGGACUUUGGCUAUGACAUAUCCGACUUCUUUGACAUUCAGCCGGAAUACGGAACCCUCGAUGACUUCAGGGCUCUCAUCAAGCGGGCCAACGAGUUGGACCUGAAGAUCAUCCUGGAUUUCGUGCCCAAUCACUCGAGUGAUGAGAACUCUUGGUUUGUAAAAUCAGUGAAUCGCGAGAAGGGCUACGAGGACUACUACGUCUGGCAUGAUGGCAAGGUGAAUUCCACUACUGGAGCGAGGGAACCCCCCUCCAACUGGCUGCAAGCUUUCCGAGGAAGUGCCUGGGAGUGGAAUGAGAAACGUCAGCAGUACUACCUGCACCAGUUCGCGGUGCAGCAGGCUGAUCUGAACUAUCGCAAUCCCCUGGUCGUGGAGCAGAUGAAGCGAGUGCUCCGCUACUGGUUGGACCAAGGCGUUGCCGGCUUCCGCUGCGAUGCCGUACCAGUGCUCUUCGAGAUCGAGCCGGAUGCAGAUGGUCAGUAUGCCGAUGAGGAACUUAGCGGGCUCACGGACGACGUCGAGGACCGCAAGUACCUAAAGAGCGAUCUCAUCGAAAACCGGCCGGAGACCAUUGACAUGGCCUACCAAUGGCGCGUGGUGAUGGAUGACUACCAGCGUAUCCAUGGUGGCGAUUCGAGGGUGCUCCUCAUCGAGACAUAUGCCCCGCCCGCCUACACAAUGCAGUUUUACGGAAAUCGCUCAACGGCCGGUGCCCAUCUGCCCUUUAACUUCAACCUGAUUACGGUACUGGCCAGCGAUGGUGUCUCUGCCGGAUCCAUAAAAACGGCAGUGGACAACUGGUUGGACAACCUGCCCGCCGGACGCGUCGCCAACUGGGUAAUAGGCAACCACGACCAGCGUCGGGCAGCCAGUCGAUAUGGAACUGCCAACGCGGAUGCCAUGAACAUGCUGGUCAUGGUCCUUCCCGGAGCUAGUGUCACCUAUCAGGGCGAGGAGCUGGGUAUGACCGAUGGCGAGAUAAGCUGGGAAGACACCCAGGACCCGGCGGCCUGCAACUCCAACUCGGACAUCUACGAGCAGUUCACACGCGAUCCCUCACGGACUCCCUUCCAAUGGACGAGUGGCACCAACGCCGGGUUCUCCACUGCAUCCAAGACUUGGUUGCCACUGGCAGCAGGCUACCAAACGCUGAAUGUGGACGCGGAGCAGGCGGCUCAGCGCUCUCAUCUGAAGAUCUACAAGGCUCUGGUGGAGCUGCGGAAAUCUUCGCUGGCGCUGCAGAAUGGAUCCACCAAAUACGGAGUGGUUGGCGAGAAUGUGUUUGUGGUGAAGCGAUACAUCUCCAGCUCUGCAUCCAUAAUUUAUGUGGCCAACUUUGCCAGCAAGGGUGUCACUGUGGACUUAUACGAAUUCGACAAGACGCUGCCCACCCACCUGACGCUCCUCAUCCGCAGCCUGCAGUCCUCGAAGGCGGAAGGCUCCCUGUUCGAGGUCACCGGAUUGAGUCUGGCUGCCGGCGAGGCCUUGGUAUUGAGCAGCAGCAGCUCUUCCCGGUUUGAUUAAAUGGCGGUUUGAUUCCCAGCAGGCGCACUUAAGUCAGACUGAGUCAGGCCACUCAAUCGGUAUUUAUCUUCGGCUCAAAGCAAAUAUGCCGUGGCUUGCAUAAAUAAAUAUAUAAGUGAAAAACCAGACAAACAACCCACUCCACCCCAGAAACAGCGCACAUAUCCUGAAAUCUACCCCACCCGGAUAAGCUCGAGUGCCCGGCAUACUCUUUUAAUUCCCACUCGGCGGCGGGCUCGGCAUUUAAAGUGUUUACACACAAAUUAAAGUCAAGCAAAAGUUCCGGCCCGCUAAGUAUUUGCUGUACAACAUUGUGUGUGCUACACACAAUGUACACACCAUACACCAUAUAGACUAGGCCUAAAUUCGGGGAUGUUGGCCUGGCCCCCAGCAUCGCGAGGCACUUUGAAGUCGGGAAAGUCGAGAGCGGCUUCCCAAGUUCAGCCAGAUAGAUGGGGAGGUUUUCAUAGCACGAUUUAUUGCCAAUCUCGGAAAUUCGUGAAGCAGCCCUGCAGUAUUUACUCUUGGAGGACAGGCGAGGGCAGAACUUCAAUUGCGUUAUUAAUAAUUAAAUUGCGUUUACACAUGGUAAUUGGCAGACGUCUUGCGCUGCCCGGGCAUCAAGUGUGGUGCGUCACUUUUAGAGCCUUGCUUCGCUAAACACACACACCUUUGCGGCCAACUUGAGUUGGCUAAGAAGCUGGGUAGAAUGCCUUGAUCCGCCUAACACAACAACUUGGCAUUUACGACUUGUGCGGCAGGAGUGACGAGAUGGAGUUACGCAGCAAAUGCACAAAGCGCUUGCCUCGAAAUCUUUACAAAUUAUUUACUCCCUUUGGG